GCGUUUGGAGUGGCGAAAUUACGAAGCUACUCUGACUGGAAGAAAAACAAUUGCACUUCGGAAUGUGCAGAACGAAUCCUGGGAGAAACUCGAACUGAAGCUGGCUCAAUAAGUCGACUCGAACCGCAAGCUUGUAGAGCACCAUCAGUGGUGUUAGAGGCCCUUAGCUUGCACCGACUCAUUCUGCAAGCUGAGAAAGUGUUCUUGCUUGCUGAUGGAGCCAAUUUGUACGUUCAUGCAUAUGACGGAAAGCUGGUGACGAAUCCGAAAUGGCCGGGACUGCGUCCGGAUUUAUUGAAUGCGAAAACACUUUCCUUGUCUAAUGAUACCAUUGCCGUCCGAGAAAAGAAUGACGAGAAACAUAUCCUGUUUUUUGACGCGGCUUCUGGAAAGGCUCUGAAUGAUCAGAAACCAUUUGCCCAUACCACCGAAGUCAUGGAAGUCGCUCUAAACCAAGGUGGCUCGGUGGCCGAUCGUCGGUGUGCAUUUGUGGACCGCAACAGAGACCUUUUUCUGUGCUUCACCCGCAAAGAACCUCCGAAUAACUUCAGAGUUGCUAAACUGGGUGAGACUUUGUGCGUGGUUUUACUGAACAGGGAGUUCGGGAAGAAUCCGCAUCUGGUCAGUUUCGCUGGAGACCAGGUUGUUGUGAGAAGAUCUGAUGGCGCUUUGAUUCAUUCCUUGGUUCCCCCGUACGCCCUGGUUUUGCACGAAUAUUCUUUGACUGGGAAAUGGGAAGCUGCAGUUCGUCUGUGCCGUUUUGUCAAGGAUGAGACUUUAUGGGCGUGUUUGGCGGCUAUGGCGACGAAUGCCAAGGACUUGACGACCGCCGAAGUAGCUUAUGCUGCGAUUGAUGAAGCUGACAAAGUGAAUUAUAUAAAAUAUAUAAAAGAAAUCCCGUUGAGAGAAGUUCGAGCUGCGGAAAUGGCCUUGCUUGCUGGAAACGUGAAGGACGCUGAAGGAAUUCUGCUUCAAAAUGGCUUGGUUUUUCGGGCUAUCAUGAUGCAUCUGCAGCUGUUUCAUUGGGAGAGGGCACUUGACCUAGCAGUGAAGCACAAGACUCACCUAGACACAGUCCUGGGUUAUCGGAAGAGGUAUUUGGAUCGUUUCGAACGUCAAGAAACUAACAAGAAGUUCGAGCAGUUCUCGCAGAAUGUAAAAAUUGAUUGGAAUGACAUCAGGAACAAAGUUGAAAUGGAAUUCCAAAAAGAACUUGACCGAGCCAGGGGAAGUUCUACGCAAAAGGGAUCGAAUCCGUUGGCAAUGGGAAUUAAACCUGAACCUGCCGUACCAAAAGUACCUGUUGGCGCAGGUUCCAGAAGAAACUCGAAAAAGCCGCCACCGGAAGAUCCUGCGGAUUUGGACACCGAACCAGAUUUUGAUCUCGCUGAGCGGGAAAUGGAAGUUUUCGAUUGAAAUUACGUAUUUUUCAAACAUUGGCAACUUUAUCGUGAUGCUACGAUCUCGUCAUUUAAGUGUUAAACGCACAGAAACUUGAAGUGUUCACGCGCGAAAGGAAAAAUGUGAUCUCUGUUUCUGAUUCUAGUCAACUUAUGGGAAGUUCUCAGAGUGAUGAGGGAAUAAAUAUCCGUCCUUGACUGAAUGAA
This is a messenger RNA of Notodromas monacha, 1607 nucleotides long. Lineage: Eukaryota; Metazoa; Arthropoda; Ostracoda; Podocopida; Cyprididae. The record is from the annotation of a GenBank genome assembly.